UGGGAUUUAGAGAGAGAGAGAAAUAGAGAUAGAGAGAAAGAGCUUUAACCGAGGGUGAGCGUGACAGAAAUUUAUAGAGAGCACUAAUCCAAUAGUUCUGUUAGAUUCAAGAGAUGGCCAUGCACCGCGAGUCUUGGGCUUUUGUGUUCGGCCUUAUGGGCAACAUCAUCUCCUUUAUGGUGUUCCUUGCUCCAUUACCAACUUUUUACCAAAUAUACAAGAAGAAAUCCACUGAAGGGUUCCAGUCACUUCCUUAUGUUGUUGCACUGUUCAGUGCAAUGCUUUGGAUUUACUAUGCAUUCGUCAAAAAGGAAGCUGCCCUCCUUCUCAUCACCAUUAACACGUUUGGAAUUGUUGUGGAAUCAAUUUACCUAGCAGUGUUUCUAUUUUAUGCCCCAAAGAAGGCUAGGUUUUCAACCAUCAAGCUUCUUCUCUUGCUGAAUGUGUUUGGGUUCGGAGCCAUGCUUCUAUCAACUCUUUACCUGUCAAAGGGAGCAAAGCGUCUUGCUAUCAUAGGAUGGAUUUGCCUGGUUUUCAACAUAAGUGUUUUUGCUGCACCUCUCUUCAUCAUUAGGCGAGUCAUAAAGACAAGGAGCGUGGAGUACAUGCCAUUUACUUUGUCCAUGUUUUUGACCGUCAAUGCUGUUAUGUGGUUCUUCUAUGGCCUUCUUCUCAGGGAUUAUUACGUUGCUCUUCCAAACACACUUGGGUUUCUGUUCGGCAUAGUUCAGAUGGUGAUGUAUUUGAUAUACAGAAACGCCACGCCGGUGGCACUAGAGGAGCCAGUGAAAGCUCAAGAGUUGAAUGGCCACAUCAUUGACGUUGUGAAAAUGGGCACCGCAGUACCUUCCGACCCGAAUCAUGCAUCUACUCUGAGUGCUGUUAGCAAAGUCUGAAUUCACCAAUGACAAUAUGAACGUGGAGAAAAAAAAAAGAAAUCGGUGACAAAAAAAUUAUAAAAAAAACAAUUAACCUAAACGUUCAAUUACUUUACUGAGUGAGGUCACAUCUCAUCUCACUCAUAUCUAAAAUGCGAGAACAGUACGUAGUCUUUGGUAUAAGUGUUUGGUUUUAUUAAUGUAAAGGUGUGGUUUAAAUUUGCCUGUUCGGGUAGCUGUUAUUGUCGGGUAGUCAUGUAAGCAAAACAAGCUUAGCGCUUGGGCUCUCUUUGGCCCAUAUCACUCUCAUAUUGUACUACUACGUGUAACGUAGUAUAUUCUCUUCUCUAAGUGUAUCCCUCAGUCAAACUCAUUUCAAUUCACUUUUCCCUUUGUAUACGUAAUCAAUGUUCAAGUAAUGAAAAUUAAUUAUUUUAGU
This is a messenger RNA of Abrus precatorius (Indian licorice), 1317 nucleotides long. RefSeq names its product bidirectional sugar transporter SWEET14-like. Bases 114 to 896 code for a protein of 260 amino acids. The transcript has 6 exons. Lineage: Eukaryota; Viridiplantae; Streptophyta; Magnoliopsida; Fabales; Fabaceae. The record is from RefSeq and is a predicted model, not a curated record. Gene Ontology annotation, biological process: carbohydrate transport. Gene Ontology annotation, molecular function: sugar transmembrane transporter activity. Gene Ontology annotation, cellular component: membrane.